Lichtheimia ornata is the source of this 3186-nucleotide messenger RNA. RefSeq lists its product as uncharacterized. The transcript has 11 exons. Gene Ontology annotation, cellular component: cytoplasm. The record is from RefSeq and is a predicted model, not a curated record. The coding region runs from base 1 to 3186 and encodes 1061 amino acids. Gene Ontology annotation, biological process: signal transduction; actin cytoskeleton organization. NCBI's taxonomy places the organism in Eukaryota, Fungi, Mucoromycota, Mucoromycetes, Mucorales, Lichtheimiaceae.
AUGUCACCGCCAGAGUGCUCAUCCACUGACGCUUCUUGUUGUGAUCAACUUGCUCCACCAUGCCCAACAUCUACUCUGUAUUGCACCAAAUGCCAGCACUUGAUUGAAGGCGAAUAUGUACGCGCAUUAGACGGCACUUUUCACUGGGAUUGUUUCAGUUGUCUCGAUUGCAAUGAGCCUGUUGCUUCACGAUUCUUUCCCAUUGAAGGCGACCAUGGUGUACAGCAACCGCUUUGUGAACGAGACUAUUUUCGACGACUCAACCUUGUAUGUGAAAGUUGCGGGGACGCUCUCAGGGGACCCUAUAUUACGGCAGUUGGCAAAAAGUUCCAUUUGGAGCAUUUCUGUUGCAGCGCUUGCUCUGUUGUGUUUGGUCCUGAAGAUUCAUACUAUGAACAUGACAACAAUGUCUAUUGUCACUAUCACUACUCGAUCAAAUUCGCUAUUCAAUGCUCCGGUUGUGAAACGGCCAUCCUUAAGCAAUUUGUGGAGAUCCCUCGAAACAACGUGGAUGAACACUGGCAUCCAGAGUGCUACAUGAUCCAUAAGUUUUGGAAUGUCAAGGUGGCACAAGACGGCGAACAAGCUGACCGUCAAGAUCGAGAUGUUACAAAAAUGACGAUCGAUGAGCUUCGAGACUCUCAAAUUGCCAUGGAAGACAAAGUAUAUCGUAUAUGGACCGUGCUUUCAGCAUUUGAAGAAUCGGCUGCAGCUUGCAUUUCUGACAUGUUGAUCCACGUCUCUCAAGGAAGUUAUGGUGAUGGAUUAAGGAUGGCUGAUUACUUUGUUACCCAUGUCGAGGUGUUGUUUGCUGCCAUUGACGAUCUCGUAUCACAAUACCACGCCAAAUCACUACCGGACUUUCAACACGAGCGGGAAUCACGCAUGCUAUGCAGAAAGAUUAUCAACUUUUUCACCCUGCUAUCACAAACGCAAGAGACCGGCUUAAGGCGAAUGGGCAUCACCGAAGAUCUUUUAUCAUUGGUCACUCGUUUGGCUCAUUUUCUCAAGGGAUUAAUCCGUGUUGGUUUAAAGGCUGCUUUGAAAUUGGAAGCAAAGCAGCAAGAUACAAAAUCCAUUGUCAUCAGUCGCUUCCUAAGUCAGCUGGUUGAACUCGCCAAUAAGCAACGCUACACAUCAAGUGACCUUGACUCUCCCCUUGCAACUGACCAAUGUCACGCGUGUAACACCAUUUGCGAUGAUCAAUGUUAUCGUUUGAUGCAUAUGCGUUGGCACGAUCGCUGUUUUGCAUGUUCAAAGUGCUGUGCACCUCUUCGUGACGAAUAUGAAUCGGCCUUUUGGGAUACAAAGCAAUCACUCAUUUUAUGCAAGCUGUGUACAACACCUGGACCUGAUCUCAAACAAGGCUUUGAACGCGUAUCACAAUUGCAGCAGUUUUCGUUCUUGCUUCGAUUCACACAUCGACGACUCUACAAGUUAUUGGGAUUGCAAGAUACGCCACCUGUACAAAAUCAACCACCAGCCAAUGUCGCCAAUGCAGCAGCCGUUAUGUCAGCAGCAACCAAUCCAACGCCCAAUGACGAUAACAAUCCAUCCAAAGACGACAAUACCAACAAGGAAACCAUUCACUUGGGUGAUAUCAAACGUGUGAAAUCCACCAGCACCGGUAGAAAGCUCACUGAUUCACGUCGUAUUGCCAAACGAUCCACGUUGAUGGAAACGCCUAGUCCCAACACCGCCUAUGUGGCAAAUCAGGGCGGACAAGAUGAUAGCGUUGCCUUGGAGACAGCAAGAACAGCUAUACCCACUCCCAGCCCUAGUGAUAGUGGAGAUCCAAGAACAGCAGCACAACCCAUUCCGUCGACACAAUCAUUGCAACAACAACAACAAAAUCGUCCUCCUAUGCACACCUCCAUUUCAGCCUAUGCAAAGGUGAAGCCUGUGGCCAAGUUUACAUACAUUGCCGAGCUCAGUGCCUUGAAUCAUUUCAUGGUGAAGCACAUUGCCGUGCUUUAUUUGGAAGACUUGCUCAAGGAUCAUUUUACGCUCGAAGAGCUGGUGGAUUUGAUUGAUGAAAAAAAGAAUUCGACUUUAUGGGGAAAGUUUGUCACUAGUCUCAGAGCUGGAGGCAACAAGAAAUCUAAAGAGGGAACCUUUGGCGUGCCAUUGGAUAUGCUGGUUGAAAAGAAUGGCGCCGAGUCGAACUUGGGCGCUGGGCCAAGCCGUAUCCGUAUUCCCACAUUUAUUGAUGAUAGCAUAUCAGCCAUGAAGCGGAUGGACAUGUCCGUGGAAGGCAUUUUCCGUAAAAAUGGCAACAUUCGACGAUUAAAAGAACUGAGCGAUGAGAUGGACGCCAAUCCGAAUAAUGUGCAUUUAUCCAACGAGACCCCGGUGCAGGUGGCUGCUCUUAUUAAAAAGUUUUUACGUGAGCUGCCAGAGCCAUUGUUGACCUACAAAUUGUACAAGUUGUUUACCGUGGUGAGCAAAAUCAGAUCGGAGCAAGAUCGCAAGCGGGUAUUGCAUCUGGCAUGCUGUUUAUUACCAAAACCCAAUCGAGACACGAUGGAAGUAUUGUUUCUCUUUCUUAAAUGGGUGUCGACUUUUGCCGAGACUGAGGAUGGAAAUGGAAGCAAGAUGGAUUUGAUGAACAUUGCAACGGUGCUGGCACCCAAUGUACUGUAUUCCAAGAACAAGGAUCCACUCAAAGAUGAAUUGUUUUCUGCCACCGUCAUUGAUACCAUCCAUAUGCUUUUGCAGUAUCAAGAAGAAUUUUGUGCGGUUCCUGAAGAUAUCAUUGUGCCGUUACAGAACUUAUCAUUUGACGAAGAGGACAUGGAAGCGAGUGCUCGAGACAUUUUACGAAAGUGUGAGGAAGCCAUGCAAUUAAAGAAAUCAAGGGUUGCAGGUGAACUUGGAUCAUCGUCCUCUCCCUCCAUGCCUCCACGACAAAACUCUUCACCAGCAGCCAUCAUGACUGUAGUAGCAGCAACAUCAACACCCACGGAUGAAAACACAUCAUCUAAAAGACCAGAUUUACCGGUAUCAUCACCCAUUGACAUUCGCCACCACCACAAACAAACACAAAAUGGGUCAACAACAAUGGCUUCACCUCCUCUCUCAGCUACCCCUCCCUCUUCCUCCUCCACAUCACCACCUACUUGCAACAACAACAAUGACCUGAUACCAUCCUCUGCUCCCGCUGCCACAUCUGCAAAUGCUCGAUAA